AUGAAUGACCGGGCUAGAGAUAGAAAUCGCCGGGAUGGCAGAGGAGGAAUGGGUGAAAGAAGACCUGGUGAUAGAGAUCGCUCUCCUAUAAGAUCAAGAUCCAGUCGAAGUGAUUGUAGGGUUUUCGUAUCUAACUUACCUUACGAUUAUCGAUGGCAAGAUCUGAAAGAUUUAUUCAGAAAAGAAAUUGGUGAAGUGGCAUUUGUAGAAUUGUUUAGCGACGAAAAUGAUAAAUCAAAAGGUUGUGGUAUUGUGGAAUUUGAAUUACCCGAAUCAGUAAAAAAAGCCAUUGAGAAAUUACACAGAUAUGAUAUUGAUGGUAGAAAAAUAAUUGUUAAAGAGGACAAUGGAACAGCUAGAGAUCGGUAUGGUUCAAUGAGAGGUGGAAGGGAUCGCGAGAGAGAAGAUAGAUGGGAAGGUGGUAGAGAUUUACCUAGUUCUAAACCUUACACUUGGGGUGAAACAUACGGUUUGUCACCUAGCUUUCUUGAAGGUCUCGGUAUUGCACCUCCUUUGGUUUGCAGAGUCUUUGUUGCUAAUCUCGAUUACAAAGUAACUGAGAAAAAAUUGAGGGAAGUUUUUAGAUUAGCUGGUAAAGUUCGAGAUGUUGAGUUGUCUUUGGACUCGGAUGGGAAAUCUAGGGGAUUUGCUGUGGUAGAAUAUGACCAUCCAGUUGAAUCAGUACAAGCUAUUUCUAUGUUGCAUAAUCAACCACUUUACGAUAGGAGGCUAACUGUGAGAAUGGAUCGUGUUGAUCCCUUGGACACCAAUUCCAGACUACCGGAAGGUCUUCACAAUAUUGGAAUGGGAUUAGGUGCCAAUGGAGCUCCUUUACGAGACAUAGCUAAAAAUCUUCCCAGUUUAGCAUCGGUUGGAAAUAAUCUUAAUUCGCUGCAGAGUCACAACAGUUUUAAUAAUUUAACUGCUGCUGCUGCAUUGUCCGCUGCCGCUGCCGUACCACCACUCGGUCUUCAACAACAAGCUGCUGCUUUACAUGCUGCAGCAGCAUUGAAUACAGGUAACAAUUCUCUUCUUGGUCCAGCUGGAAAUCUUGACUUAUUAGCUAGAACCACCAAUGAUUUGACAGCCAGAGAUUUAGCUUUAAGCAAUCUAGCUGGAUUAGGUGGGAAUUUGGUUAAUCAAAAUAACUUAAAUUCUUCAUUGGGAUCUAAUGCUGGAAAUACAGGCCUUGGUAAUCAGGCUCCCAACAGAGAUGGAUUCGGGGAAAGAGAUUUAAGAUCCCUGGGAACAAAUUCUAAUUUCGGGGCUGCAUCCGCUCGAAAUAACAUCAUGUCUAGCGGUGGACCUAAAUCCUCAGAUACAGUUAUUGUAGACAACUUACCACAUAAUUUUACGUGGCAAAAUUUGAAAGACAAAUUUCGCGAUGUUGGAAACAUAAAAUUUGCCGAAAUGAGAGGGAAAUUGGGUUUGAUUCGAUUUGCAUCUGAGUGGGAAGCUCACCGUGCUGUCUCUUUAAUGGAUAAUUCUCGUAUCGAUGGUCAAAACAUAGACGUUCGCUUAUUUUAA
This is a messenger RNA of Pediculus humanus corporis (human body louse), 1527 nucleotides long. RefSeq names its product Nuclear and cytoplasmic polyadenylated RNA-binding protein PUB1, putative. The transcript has 8 exons. NCBI's taxonomy places the organism in Eukaryota, Metazoa, Arthropoda, Insecta, Psocodea, Pediculidae. The record is from RefSeq and is a predicted model, not a curated record. Gene Ontology annotation, cellular component: cytoplasm; nucleus. Gene Ontology annotation, molecular function: mRNA binding. The coding region runs from base 1 to 1527 and encodes 508 amino acids.